AUGAAAGCAGACUAUUCAACAGCGCACAAGCAUUGUCGGAAUCAAGGAGGAUAUCUUGCUUUUUUCUUGGAUCAAAAAGAAUUUGAUGAUUACAAACUCAAUAAUAAUCAGGAGUAUAUUGGCUAUUGGUCAUGUGAUCAUCCGAAUUUUAUGACAGCUGAUGGGAACGAAGCGGAGUUUACCAACUGGGGCUGGGGCGAACCGAAUAAUGACAAUGGAAAUGAGGUUUGUAUCUCUCUCCUCCCUAAUGGAAAAAUGAGCAGUGUUCCAUGCGAUAGAGAAUACGAGUUCUCUUGUCGACUGCCUCAACUUUGUCUGUCUCAAGAUAACUGUGAGGAAUACUUUUGUCGCUAUGGAAAUAUUUGUUAUCACAAUGAUGACGUCUCGACAUCCGAAAAACCAAAGUGUCCGACUUCUUACAGUGGACAGAAUUGUGAAUGCGGCCCUAUUUUUGUCCCUCAAACAGACGAGUUCGGAAAGUUCAUCGAAGCAGAUUACGCAACUGCGAAUAAGAUUUGCCGUCGUCAAGGCGGCUUUCUUGCGUUUCUUUUGAAUCAGAAGGAACACGAUGAUUACACGAGUUCUGUUUGGUUUCCAAAAAGUGACACGAGUGAUGCAUUUGCUUAUGGCACUGAAUACUUAGGCUAUCACUCUUGUGGGCUUCCUACAUUCUACACAGAUGAUGGAAACGAGGCGACGUGGAUAAACGAAAUUUGGGCACAAGGCGAGCCAAACAACAGGGAUGGGAUCGAGUACUGUGUUGCCAUGACUUAUUGGAAAGAGUUUAAUGAUUAUUACUGUGAUAAAUCUCUUCCAUUUGCCUGUCGAUUUUCCAAAAAUUGUCAAUAA
Molecule: messenger RNA, 849 nt
Organism: Oikopleura dioica
Lineage: Eukaryota; Metazoa; Chordata; Appendicularia; Copelata; Oikopleuridae
Source: the annotation of a GenBank genome assembly